Molecule: messenger RNA, 870 nt
Organism: Ichthyophthirius multifiliis
Lineage: Eukaryota; Ciliophora; Oligohymenophorea; Hymenostomatida
Product: mitochondrial carrier protein, putative
Exons: 7
Biological process (GO): nucleotide transport; transmembrane transport
Source: RefSeq, a predicted model, not a curated record
AUGAAUUCAAAACCUAUUGAUAAAAAUUUAGAAAUAUUCAUUCAUGGAUGGUCUGGAGCUAUAGCCGGAGCCGUUUCAACAUUAAUGUUAUAUCCUAUGGAGAAUUUAAAAACAAGAUUAUAAACUAAUAAAUAAAAUAAGUCUAUGUACUAAAUAGUAAAGCAAGUUUAUAAAAAUGAAGAUAUAAUAGGUUUUUAUAAAGGAAUGACACCAAUGCUUAUUGGAAAUUUUAUUUCUUAUGGAAUAUAUUUUUUUUGGUAUUAGUUUUUUAAAGAUUUAAUGAAAAUUUAAAAUGGAGAUAAUGUAGGAUACUUAAAAGCCUCUUUUUUAAGUGGAAUUAUAACAACAAUAGGUACAAAUCCUUUUUGGGUAGUUUAAACAAGAAUGAUAUUAGGUCAUGAAAAUUUUAUAUAAACUGUAGAAAAAAUGUUUAAAAAUGAAGGAAUUAAUAGCCUUUUUAGAGGCUUAAGUGCUUCUUUAAUACUUGUUAUAAAUCCAAUAAUUUAGUUUAUAGCAUAUGAAUAUUUAAAAGCAAGACUAUCCUAAAGUUAAAUUAUUAAAUCAAAGUUUCUUUUAUUUUUUAUUUGUGGAGCUAUAUCGAAAGCUAUAGCAACUUUUAUUACUUAUCCAUAUUAAGUUAUAAGAACUUUUUAACACAUUGAUAAAAAUAAAAAGUUUCUAAGUAUAAGUGACAUUUUAAAAAGCAUUUAUUAAUAAUAAGGAUUUUCAGGAUUCUUUAAAGGAUUAACACCAAAACUUUAAUAAACAGUUUUAAAUAGUGCGUUCAUGCUGGCUUUUUAUGAAAAAAUUGUAAAUUAGAUUACUUAGAUAUUCCUAAUACUUUUUAAAUUAAAAUAAACAUAAAAAUGA